Messenger RNA from Didymosphaeria variabile, 1224 nucleotides. RefSeq lists its product as uncharacterized. The record is from RefSeq and is a predicted model, not a curated record. NCBI's taxonomy places the organism in Eukaryota, Fungi, Ascomycota, Dothideomycetes, Pleosporales, Didymosphaeriaceae. The coding region runs from base 1 to 1224 and encodes 407 amino acids. The transcript has a single exon.
AUGGACAGCUUACCACGAGAAACCCUGGACAUCAUCCUGGAGCAACUACUAGUCUAUAAUCACCCUGUUACCGAGCGGUUCGCUACAAUUACCGACGAGUCGAAGAAGGACGUGCUCAAUGCUCGACUAGUGUGCCGUGGCUUUUGCGAGUCAAAAUCGAUGCAGGAUGCCUUCUGUAGGCUCCUAGAGGAAAUCCCGCUUUUUCACGAAGAUCUUCGGCUGGAACGCUUCGAAUCCGUCUCUAAAUCUAGAUAUGCGGACAACAUGGCCACUCUUACGUUUCCUGGAUCGUUGGUGUCCUAUUGGUCUGACGAGCAGCUGUACAUCUUCAGGCUGAAGCUACGCAAGCUGAUCUACUAUUUCCCACACGUAUAUAAUUUACGUAUUGGUUACGAGGGUUUUGGAGAAGCAGAGAAUGGAAGCUUAUGGAUAGAUACUAACGAAGAACUUAGUCUAAUCACACAGUGGGCGGAGGGGCUCAUAUUCGAUCUACUUCUCCAAUUCCAGACCUCUGACCUAGGAAUACGGUCUGUGGAAUUACUACUCCAAGGUCUCGGUGCGUGGUCGUGCUCGAUCCCGCCGCAUUGCGAUCUCAGCGGACUGAAAAUGUUGACACGCCUUUCGGUGAACCUAAUAAUUGCGAAACAUACGCCCAUACUCGACUGGAGACUUCAAGAAUGUCAAAAUCUGGAGUUCUUAGAAAUCGCCCUUGGAAAUACGACGGAUCCUAGCUGGGACGGUUACCAUAUGAGACAACAUUUGGUGGAAGAUGGAGAGGGAUCAGAAGGACUCUUGCUACCGAAGCUCAAGACCCUCCGCCUUACAGCUGAUAUGGACUGGUACUUCCAUCAUUCUGAUGUUCUGCAUGCUCUCAAGAUGUUUCCAAACCUCCAAUGCCUAGGGCUUGCUUACUUCCCCCUGUCUCUUCCAGAAGACAAGACGUUGCAAUCGUUCAUUCAAGAGCUACAGGCUUUCAAGAUCGCUUCGAUCCAGCUCAUUUUUCCGAGCGUGUGGAACUAUGUUAGUGCCCGUAGGUUCUUCCAGAAUAAUGUUGACUACUCUGAGGCAAUCUCCGAGGAUGAGCUUGGUGACGGAUUGGUGGUGAAGAAUUUCGCGGACGGGCUACGAAUGGUACCCUUGUACUGCAGGGCUCAAUGGUUGAAUGAAACUUGGAAUUUCGGUGACAUAGAGCCGGUGCUGGGGUUCUCUGUGUUCGAUAAGUAG